Molecule: messenger RNA, 5032 nt
Organism: Nomia melanderi (Alkali bee)
Lineage: Eukaryota; Metazoa; Arthropoda; Insecta; Hymenoptera; Halictidae
Gene: Golgin104
Product: coiled-coil domain-containing protein 186
Biological process (GO): vesicle cytoskeletal trafficking
Cellular component (GO): trans-Golgi network
Molecular function (GO): small GTPase binding
Source: RefSeq, a predicted model, not a curated record
CAUUCCAAAGUUACUGUCUGCGUUGCGUUACUUUAUGUCUAGAUUAAUUUUUAUUUAAAUACGCGAAUUAUUAGAAAUUCAUGGUUUGCUUUGAAUUUUAUUAUGCAUCUCUUUUUACCGCUAAUUCAUCGAUUUGUAUUAAUUCCAAUUGUAAAACGAAGUCUAUGGUGAGAAACCGAGCACUCUUACCAUUCUGCAGCAAGAUUGAGAUUCCAUUCGCUACUAUUUUUACCGUAAAUGACGCUUCGGGCAUUUUAAAUACACUUUUUCUGCGUACAAAGGAUUAAAUAUUAACUAAAAAUAUUAUAAUUAAUACGUAUUCUAAAUCUCUUCAGUGGAUAAUUUUUUUACUGAUUACCGUCACGAUUAAAGGGGACUACAGUCAUUAUGUACGUUAUAUGUAGAUUAAUUAUAAAUUUUUGAUUUUUAAAUCAAUAAGACAUGAAAACUCAAAAAGUUUUCUGUUUAUUCGUACAUCUAAUCUGUAUCACUAUGUUGUGUCGCUAUCACAUGGUGCUUUCUAACGUAAGACCAUCUCUUUUGUAAAUACAUCGUACCUUGUCAGCUGAAACUAUGGUCAAUGUUUUCGGAAGAUGUAAUACAAUGUGAUCAUGUUCACAGCAAAGGUUAGAGAUAGCAACGAAUAAUGACAGUUGAAGUUUCUACGAUUUUAGGUUAUUUUCCUUGAUUUCAUUACUUUCUCGCAAAUGUCGCCUAAUAUCGUGAUCGUGAGUUUAUUUGAAGUUGAUAGACUACCUCGAUAUCAAUGAUUUUCAAUGCAAAAUAUUAUACUAUAAAACAGAAUCGAAGGUGAAAUGGACGAAGAAAAGUCAGAACAGUCCUUUAGGGAUGAAGUCUCGACAGAAAAUGUAGAUCAGGUUGAUUUCAACGUAAAUCAGAAUGUUCCACUUUCAAAAGUUGACGAUUCUCAAAAUCAACAAGACAUUGUAAUAAACGAGGAUGGGGAGCCAAUUCAGGAGAAACUCGCUCAAACUGAAACAACCUCAGUAUUAUUAAACAACAAUGAUCAAAAAGAAUAUAAUUCUUUGAUAGGUGAAAACAGUAUUAACUUGACCAUUAAAAAUUCUACUUCUUUAAGUAAUUUAUCAGAUAACGAACUUUCAAAAUGUGAAGUGUUACCUAAGGAUGUUGGUGUUCUACAAGAAGAGUCCUUGGUGAAAUCAUCUUCCUCUAAUGAUAUACCUUUAUCUAAUUCAUUUUCAUGUUCACCUACAAAUAUGCUUUCAAAUGAUACUGCAACAUCUAUAAUAUCAAGUGAUUGUGAAGAAGUAAAAUCAAUAUCAAAUAAUGAAGACGAAACAAUUUUUAAUACCAAACUAUGUAUAGACAGCGAUCAAACAAAGUCCUGUGAAGAAAAUAUAAUUCAGAAUUCUAUUAUAAAUGAAACACUAACGGAUAAUAUUAAUAAAACAGAAAUUUUGAGAAAUGUGAAAUAUGACAAAGUCUGUAAAAAAGAAGAACAAAAGACAUCUCAGCCAAUCAAGAAUAAUAGGUCACAAAGCAAUUUAAUAGUACGACCUACUUUAGCUGAUGAUAGCAAGUUGGUUAAAAUUUCACUGCCAACGAAUCCAAUUAACUUAAUGCAAUCGAAUGCUCAGUUCUUGAAUAAAAGUCGUAACUUUAUACACUUUAUUACGGAAAAGUCAACAAACAUAAUGGAGAAAGCACUAUUGCCACAACAUUUAACUGUAAAGUACAAUUCAGUAAUGAAGUCUAUAGAUAAUAAUUAUAAUGAGAAAAAAUAUAUAGAAGAACCUUGUAGCACAAAAUCCCCAUCAAUAGAACCAACAAAUGAUACCAAACCCAAUGUUAUAGGAAAGCCAAAAGAUAUAUCAGAUUCGUUCUGUAAUUCAAUGGAUGUGGAGAAUGCAGGGAAAGAAUUUACAUUAAAUUAUGAAUCCAAAAAUAAUUUCGUAAAAAGUCAAAAUGACGAUGUAUGCGUUAACACUGAAAAAUGUGAUCAAUCUACCAAUUCUCCAGUUAACGAUGAUAAACAAAUAAAACAGUAUUCUGUUAAUGGAAAAGGUAAUGUAGAAUCUGAUAAUGUAGUUUGCACUGAAGCAAAUGGGAAUUGCAAUGAGUACAUUAAUUUUGGAGUAUUAGAUUCUGAGAGUAAUAUUAUUGAAUCUGAAAAUUCCAAUCAGUGUUUGGUGAAACACCCAGCAUACUUUACUAUAUUGAAAGAUUAUGCAGAUCUCAAAACAAAGUACUUGAAGUUACAAGAAAAAACUGAAUAUUUGGAGGAAAGAAAUCGAACAUUAGAGACAGAAAAUAAGGGAGAGAUUCACGCUUCACAGAUUGGAACUUUGGAAAAGACAAUAAAUAGACUUACCUUUGAAUUACACACAUCGCUGGAGGCACAGGAAACUCUGAAAAAAGAAUACAAUGCUGCUAAUAAAGAAAGGGAGAGUAUGGUGAUGAAAUAUGCAGUUAGUGAGAAGCAACUAAUUGAUACACAAAGAGCAAGAGAAUAUGCAGAACGCAAAGCAAAAGAAAGUACAAAACAACAAGAACUGCUUCAAAAUAAAUUGCGGGAAAUGCAAGGAGAACGAACAAGAAUAUGCAAUAUCUUAGAUGGAAAGUGUCGCGAAGUGACUGAUCUUCAAAAGGAAGUUGAAAAAUUGAAAGAAGAUGUAAACAUGAGGGACAUAAAAUUGAAAUGGACACAGAACAAACUUAAAUCAGAAAUGGAUACACAGAAGGAAACACAGCAAAAGUUAGAUAAGGCUACGACUAGAAUCAAUGAGAUGAAGGAGGAAUGUGAUCUAGUACGCAAAGAAACACAAGAAACAAUGCGGAAAUUUCAAGAGUCAGAGGAAAACAAAGCUGUUACAUUGGAUCAACAAUUGAAAGAACAACAAGCACGUUUAAUAUUAGAAAGACAUGUUACAGAGGAUAAAGAAAUGUUGAGACUUCAGUUACAGAAGGAAGUGGAAACACUGAAGCACAGACAACAAGUUCUAAUCGAAGAAAACAAUACGCUUAGUUUAAAAAUACAGGAUGCUGAGAAGAAACGUUUAAAUUGUGAGAGUAAUCUAAGUAAUCUAAAGAUCGUAACAGAUCAGCGUCAGAAAGAGAUUGUAGAAUUGCACAGUAAAGUGUCAGAAUUGGAAGCGUUGAAAGUUCAAUUGCAACACAAGGAUCAGUGUUUGCAUUCAACCGAAGAAGAAAUCAAGCAUCUGCAAUUGGCCAAUGAAGAAUUACAAGCUGACAUGUCUGCAUGUCGCCAAAAGGAAUCUGAGAUGUUAGACUUUACACAAAAACUAACAGAUAAAAAUGUACGUCUUCAGUCCGAAUUUACGGCCACUGAAGCGAGGAUGAAGCAAUUGGAAAAGGAACAUGGACCGUUGCAUGAACGUAUUAAUUAUUUGAUGGAUAAAAUUAAAACUCUGGAGUUGAAUCUUGCAAAGGAACAGAAGACAAGGGAUGAAGAAUGUAAGAUCUUAGCUAUGCAUCUCGCCGAGCAAACACAAUUGGCACAAAAUCUUGCUCAGGAAUUAGAAGAUAGUCAAGGAGAGAACGCUGUAUUGAAAAGAAAACAGCAAUUAAGUAUGAAGGAAAUGACAAGAGAGCUACAACAGUAUAGAAAGAAACUCGAAGCGUAUGAAUCAUCGUCGCCUUAUAAUUCACUGGGAGCUACAUCCAGAGCUGGAUCAAAUAUUUCAUUGAAUACAGGAGAAACUGUAAACGGUGCCUUAUCUGAUAACAGUAUGAACGGAGAUCAGAACGUGCAGAUUAUGGAGCCUAGCAAACAAACAUUGAUAGAUCGUAUUGUAAAAUUGCAAGAAGAUAACGCUAAGAAAGAUGACAAAUUAGAGUUUUAUGAGGACCAUUGUCAACAUCUGGUAGAAGAGUUGCAGAAAAAGAGGAAGAUCAUACAAACUUAUAUUUUACAUGAAAAUCCUGGUGCCAUGGGUAGCAACGAACGAGAUAGAUGUAAGCAUAUCAAGAGUAGAAGAAGCGCGGCAGAAUUAGCAAAAUACGGAGGAAUAAUGGCCUCUGUUUACAACCAACGAGUUUCAGACGAAAAUAUGACUCUGGAGCUAUCAUUAGAAAUAAAUCAAAAACUACAAGUAUCCCUGGAAGAUAUAUUACUUAAAAAUAUUCUUCUAAAGGAUAGUAUUAAUACACUUGGUGAAGAGAUAGCUAGGCUAACAAUACAAAACCAACAAAGACAAAUUAUAAACUAAAGAUAUACAUUAAUGAGACACUUGUACUUACUGUGUAAAAAGAAUGAAGUAACAUGUGUGUAUAUUAAAAAUGUAAAUACACAUGUGUUAUUAUUUAUGAAAAUUUGCGGUACAGGAGUACUAUCAAUUUUAACAUUGCGUAUUGAAUAUACAAAAAAACAACUACAUUUUCAUUUUUUAAAAGAUAAGUAUUAAAUAUUUACCUCGAACAGAUAUGUUAACAGCUGCUUGGAUAGUAAUAUAUUUUUUUAAGUUAGAAGUGUCUAAAUGGGUAAAGCAAACUUCUACUUAUCUGUAUGUUACUUAUUGACAUAAGAGCUAAUAUUUAAUAUGUCUCUUAUUUUUAUUAUGUACACUUUGUGGCAAAGUUUUUUGAAUAGAAUCAUUAACACUUUUUAUACAUUCUUUUACUUUGUUUAGUUAGGUUUAACAAUUACUUUCUAAUCAGAACAUAUAAUAUAUAUGAUGUGAAGACUGUAUUUCACUAUCAGAAAAAGGAAAAUAUACAUUUAUCAUAUCUAGUCAAAAAGAAGAAGUCAAGAAAAAUGAAAUACGACCUAGAAAUUAUAUUUAAGAAUCAUUGGAAUCUGUUUAUUUAUUCUAAGAAAUAUAAAGUUUUAAAGGAACAUUCCAUUGAUGCAUUAUAAAUUUUCAAUAAACAAUAAGAACUUCAAAUAAGAUUUUGUUGGUAUCGUAUCUCAUGUAUAUACAACCUACAUUAAUGCAUAAGUGUCAAGGCAAAAUGUACCACUUACAAAGUGUGCGUAUUAUAAAUAUUCUAAAUAUUGUAAACCAUUGUAAAAAUAACAAAAAUUUUAUGC